Messenger RNA from Galendromus occidentalis (western predatory mite), 5307 nucleotides. RefSeq names its product myomesin and myosin binding protein (gene MnM). The transcript is spliced from 29 exons. Gene Ontology annotation, molecular function: protein binding. The coding region runs from base 1 to 4911 and encodes 1636 amino acids. NCBI's taxonomy places the organism in Eukaryota, Metazoa, Arthropoda, Arachnida, Mesostigmata, Phytoseiidae. The record is from RefSeq and is a predicted model, not a curated record.
AUGUACAUUCCUGCAACUCCGGAAACUGCGCCGGGACCGCCUCGGAACGUGCGAGCGUCUUACGAUUACGAAGUCGAUACCGUGAGGCUCACCUGGGAUCUCCCGGAAAGUCCGGGUCCGUCGAAAAUCCAGAGUUUCGUCGUUGAAAGAUGCGCGAGCGAAGACGGGGAAUUCAAAGAAAUCGGCUGUGUGGACCCUGAGCUCCUCUGGUUUUGUGAUGGCGACAUCUCCGGAGACGUUGAAUAUCUGUACCGUAUCCUCUCUUUGAGCGAGAAUGAAAGCAGCGAGCCCUCGGCGGCUGUCAAAGUAUUCACCGAGUGUCUCGUGGAUCUGCCGGAUUCUCCAGAAGGUCCGCUCCACAUCACUUGCACCACGAGUCGUUCCUGCUCGCUGUCGUGGAGGCAACCGAUAUCGGGUCCCGUACAGGGUUAUUCCAUAUGGAAACGACGGCAGGACCUCGAGACCUGGACCCGAGUUAUGACAGUCGAUGGCGAUAUCCAGGAAUGUACGGUCGGCAACCUGGAUAAUCACUUCCGGUAUAGUUUCAAGGUGCACUCAGAGAAUCGGGCAGGGAGCUCACUUGUUGCGCUCAAGGCGCCGAGCCUGGUCCAUCUGAAGACCGGUACUCGCAAACCGAACGCGCCUCGAGGUCCUCUCGUCCCGACCGUGACCGGGCCUUCCUCAAUGUAUAUCGAGUGGGGUCCGUGCGAAAACGACGGCGGAGCUCCUCUGAGAGGUUACACGAUAUGGAUCAAAGAAGUUCCCCGCAAAAUAUGGGUUGAGAUAGGGAACGUGGAACCUGACGUCUGCAUAUUUACUGUGAGGGAUCUACUGGAAGGCCACGAGUAUUCGGUGAAAGUGGCGGCUUUCAAUGAACUCGGGGUUGGACCUCCUUUGGUCUUAGAGAUCCCGAUUGCCAUCAUUAGACCGGAAGGAGUUGUAGUUCCUCCGAGCGCACCGAUCGGUCCGAUUGUCGUGAAGAAUAUCUCCCCAACAUCGAUGAUGGUUUCCUGGAAAGCUCCAUGCGACGACGGCGGGGGACCCGUUGAAGCCUACAUCAUCGAGCAGAGGGAAAUUCUCGAAGCUGACAUCGUCAAGAGUCAUCACGAAACAGACGGUCCUGAAACAUAUUAUAUCGCGGAAGAUCUCACGCAAAACCACUACUACUGCUUCCGGAUUUACGCCGUCAACGAGGCGGGCGUGGGAGAGGCUCUCGUCGGGAAGAUUCCAACUCGAGCGAGAGCGGCCUCAGUCAGGCCGCCUCAGCCCGAUGCACCGCUUGUUGAGCUCCAUGAUCACAAACCACGAACAGUGAGGGUCUCGUGGGACCCGGUCGAGGGCGAUAUCGAAUGCUAUCUCGUCGAGCGGUCUCAAUUAGAUGAAGAAGAGUGGCAGCUCGUCAGUCCCCAGAGGAACUUCCGCGAGACCAGCCUCCUCUGCUCCGGACUCUUCCCCGGGAUCGAGUACGUCUUCAGAGUCAGCGCCGAAAACGAUCAUGGAUUGGGGAAGGCUUCGCAGAUUUCCGAGCCUAUAGCUGUGACAGCCGGUAAUAUCCGAGAGCCCCGAUUCUGCAAGGAUUUGAAGGACAUGACGGCACUAGCCGGUGAUCUGAUCCAGUUCGAUGUUGAAUUCUGCGGAGAACCAGAGCCGGAGAUCAUCUGGAUGCACGAUGGAGCCCCCGUUCAAUCUGAAGGACGCUUCGAGGUGUUGAGCGUCGAAGGAGCGUCCUCGCUCCGCAUCAGCCCUGUCAUGAUGGAAGACGAGGCUGGAGUGGCCUGUGAAGCGAACAAUCCCGCCGGCAAGAGCAGGACCGACGCGAAACUCUCCGUGCAUGCGCGGCCUGAGAUUCUGCCUGUGGCCCGAUAUUCGCACGGUCUGUGUUUCGACGCUGGAGAGUCGCUGAGAAUCAAGCUACCGUACGUGGGGAGUCCGAAGCCGAGAGCGGAGUGGCUGCUGAACGGCAAGCCUCUCGAUUUGAGUUCCGAGGGCGUCAGUGUAUCUUUCGAUUGUGGGAACGCAGUUUUGGAAAUUGAUGAAAUCACGACAAGUUCGCAAGGAACUUAUACGCUGAAAAUCGACAACCAAUACGGAACGGCAACACUCGAUAUCGCAGUCUCCGUGACAGGUGAACCGGAGCGCCCUUCGGGACUCUAUCUGACAGACAUCAAGGAGGAUAAUUGUGUUUUGCAUUGGGUGCCGCCGGAGAAUGAUGGAGGGAGUCCGAUAACAAAUUACGUCGUCGAGAAACUACAGGAGGGCGAGGUUAUUUGGACUCGAUGUGGGACCUCUCAGAAAGCGGAAUACCGAGUUUUCGAUCUUGAGGAGGGCGGCAUCGUGGUCUUCAGAGUCUCUGCUGUCAAUAUAUUCGGGCAGAGUGAACCGAGUGACACCACUCUUCCAACCAAGAUGUCGCCCGAGGUGGAAUAUCAAGGCAAUCGUCCAGGAAAAAUAUCCGCUCCGUCCUCAUCCGUCUCGGCCGUCGGUGUCCAUCAGGAUUCGGUAUUCCAGGACAUUUCAGCUCAGCAAGAAAGACCCUGUCCCGAGAUUCGUCCCGAGUUUUGGGCAACGCCAGACCUCAUUUCCCUGGACAGUUGCGUUCCAGAAACCCUCUUGGGCGGAUCUCAGCCCCACAGAGAUUGGGAAGAAGCCACAGCUGUUACUGACGACACUUUGGACUCGGUUUCGGAGCUGUCUUCGUUCCAAGCAGAAUACACCGACUACUACUCCGGAUCUCCGCACGGUACCGUGGCGUCGUCGAAUGACACGGUGCUCGACAUGGAAAUGUCGGAGCUGAUGAACUUGGUAUCCCACGACUACUCCGGCUCGGAUAACGGCAGAACGGUCGUGCAGCGAGCGCCUCCCCAAGUGUCUCACGUUGGCUCUAUGGUGACACCUUCAGAGCGCAGCAAGGCUGUGUCGCCCACUGACAGCCUACCUCUGAUGACAGUGAUUGAAGCUUCGAGGUAUCGAAGCGACCAUUCGAACGGUUCAGAUGGCGAGCUGACGGUUCGGCCAGCCAGGCCGCCCCCGCCAGCUUACGCAGACGCCAUAGCGGAAAUUCAUCAAGCAGAAGAGUGCCUCGAAGAUUUGAAUGUCACACCCGAAUCGGCGAACCUGUGCACGGAGCCCGUAUACCUCCAUUCAGCUAAAUCGAAGCCGCUCGUCGUGGUAGACGGGGUGCCUCUGAUACAGGUUGAGCGCAAAGCAUCUCUCCUAGAGGACAUCCAUGAAGCCGAUGAGAACUUAGAACCUGCGUCAGAAGCGAGUGACAGACUUCUGGUUUCACUCAGCAAGGCCGAGAGUGCGACCGACAGCUGCCUCCAAAUCUUGGAAAAGAGUCCUCGAGCCGAGUCGAACUGCAGCUCAAUUUCGGAUAUAGCUUCGCUGGAAGAUUCUAUCGAAAGAGAGUACAAUUACAAGGAACAGAAAAUGGAAUCCCUCGAAGCAGGUCUGGAAUUCGAGAUGGCGAGUCUCGAGAGAGACCUCUCAUUGCUCAAAGUUCUCCAAGGCGCUGAAGACGAGGAUCUCAGCGGCUCGAAGCGAACCGAUCUGGUCAGAGAGAUCGGACGCCACGGCGAGUUGUUCCGACCUCUACACAGAGAACCGCCUAGGCCUCGAAAGCGAUACCCGAAGUACUCUGUGGAACGACGUCACUUUGAGAGACUUAUGACUCCUCCAAAUCGUCGAAAGUUCUACGCAGAACGCACUGGAAGCAUUUUCAAAAUACCCUCUUCGAGCGGCAGCGAUGAAGACGAAGUCUCGAGUGAGGAGAGCUUCCACGAAACUCCAGUCAAGGGCUGUGCACCGAAAGUGAUCAGUCAUUUGCGAAACAGGCAUAUCCAGGCGGGAUGUCGCAUCAAACUCAGCUGUUCCAUAGACGGUGAUCCUUGUCCUGAAAUCUUCUGGUUCCGUAACGGCAGGCCGCUUGCGCUCAAAAACCGUCACUUCGUCGUAAGCAUGCUCGAUUUCAAUCUUUGUACCUUGGAGAUAUACAGCGUGCGAUCCACUGAUACGGGCGAGUAUUCCCUCGUGGCGAAAAAUCCGUUCGGAGAGUGCUCAACGUCGGCAUAUUUGAGAGUGACGGGUAGCAGAGAAGAAAGCCCGGAGAAACCGCGCAUUCGCCGAGAGAAAGAAGCAGUGCUGGCAACGAAAGACGGUAAAACUGAUUUGAAUUGGAAUGUCCGCGGAUGGCCUCUCCCAUCAGUUCAAGUGUAUCAUGAGCUCGAUCGGAUUCGCACAGAUCUCUGGAAAGAUCUUACUUUGGGACCCCGAGGAGAGUGUAGGCUCAAAUUCCACAAAGUUUCUCCGAGUGACGAAGGUGUCUACACAUGCUUGGCGUCAAACAAGUACGGACGCGCGGCGACGACCAUCGUUCUGGCGGUCGGGGGCGAUUCUUCGACUUUAGCAGCCGCAAUGGAUCCAAUGGCGGAUAUCUCAUACUCAACCAGAAAUCGUGAUCGGAACCUUCCUUUGGGUUUUUACGAUCCGGACGUCACGGGGUCAAAUUUUCCGGAAUAUGUUGAAGACAUUUUCGAGAGGCCCGUCUGUUGGUUCCGCACUCACCACGUACCCUUCCUCCGGAAUUUACAGAAAGGGGUCAAAGAACUGCCCGAGUUACGAAAGUUACCCUGGCCCCCACUGAACCCGAAGUUCACGGAAGUCGACAGGAAUUCAGUCACCUUGUGCUGGGAAAAACCCAUGAAUGACGGAGGUUCAAAAAUUUAUGACUUCAAAGUCGAAGCACGAGAGAUUCACACCCGGAAUUGGCGGGAGAAAGCCACUUCACGCUCAUCAAUAACCACAGUUUACGGACUCAAGCCUGGGACGACCUACGUUUUCCGCGUUGCUGCACGCAAUAAGUACGGAGAGGGUCAGGCCCAGGUUUCGGAGCCCGUGACGACAAGGGCGUGAAGAUCAGGGAAUGCUACUCUCGUCAAUCUCAAUCUCAUCUCCCUGAUCAGCUCUCAGGCUGAGCCUCUGCCGGCUAAGUUCUGAUCGGUACCGAGCAGAUUUCUUCCUGCUGCGCAGUCUCACCUCGUUCAUCUGUAUCUACAGCGAUCUCUAGACCGGGGGGGAGGAAAGUUUCGUCGAAAAAAAAUGCUCCUGACGAGCGAGAGGGAAAUUCUGAGAGCCUUGUCGGACGUGACUCAUCGGCAGCUUUCGGCCGCGUUUCUGUAUAGUAUAUCCUUGAUACUCGACCAUUCAUUCUUCUCUGUUGAGUAAUGGUUCGCUUUUGAGCAAUUCUUGAACAAGAGCGCUGGCCGCGGUCUCGAACCGCAACGAGGCAGCGCUCCGAAUAAAGUUAUU